Messenger RNA from Staurois parvus, 240 nucleotides. NCBI's taxonomy places the organism in Eukaryota, Metazoa, Chordata, Amphibia, Anura, Ranidae. The record is from the annotation of a GenBank genome assembly.
CAGGACCCUGAAUUCACUAUAUCUGGUCUCCCCGGACCCUGCAUUCACUAUAUCUGGUCUCCCACAGACCCUGCAUUCACUAUAUCUGGUUUCCCACAGUACACAGAAAAUGAAAAUGCAAUUAUUUUAGUAAAUAUAAACUAAAUACCUCCUCAGCAGUUAGAGUAGUCUUUUGAUUUCUAUCAAUGUUUAGCAAAGCACUGGUUAAAGCUUGUAGGAGGAGUUUUCUUUCUGCUCUAG